AUGUCGCUCUCCGUCUCGGAGGUCUUUGAGCCGCAGGGGCGGCGGGACACGGUGGUCGGGAUGCGCCGCGAGUGGAACUUCUCCCUCACCUUCGUCCACCAGGCGGCGCGGGUGGUGAUGCAGCUCUCGCCGCAGUGGGAGAGCACCUUUAUUGACCCACGCGACUUUGAGCAGCUCAACCGGCUGGACCGCGACGUGAAGCACUGCCCCAUGAUGCCGGCGCUGCAGUACACCGACCUCAGCGCCGUGAUGAAGCCGAACAACGAGCUCUGGACGGAGAUUCCAAAGCGGGUGUCCAUCAUGUACUCGCACAUCCCGCCGGACAUGACGCUGGCGGCGUACUGCGUCCGCAGCGUGCAGCACGUUCUCUCCGACCCCCACGUCGUCUCCGUUGACGGCUGCACCGACCUGCUGCACCUGCGCGUGGGGGACAAGCUGCGUUGCCCGCACCGGCUGGGCGGCCAGCGCAGCUUCCAAUUCCGCUACCACGUCUCCGUCAAGUCGCAGCUGAUGAAGGACGCGGUGUACGCGAUUGGGACGAUCAUCAACCAGCGUGGCUACCUCUGCACCGUGCGGUGCGGGGAGGAGGAGGAGCUGGAGGGGUACGUGGCGAAGAACUUCCUGCCGCAGUACACCAACCCAGACAAGUUCGCCGUGGACCAGGACGUGGCGUACGAGGAGAUGUCGUCCACGGUGCUGAAGGAGCAGCAGGAGCUCUUCGGCGAGCUGCGCUACUUUGACGCCGACGCCUCCGUUGCCUUCUCCAUCCCGAUGCACCCCAUGCGGAUACGCCCGGAUUUUUCCCCCACGCAAACGGUGGGUGUGGGCUCCGUCGCCUGCAUGACGCUGGAGCUCGACGUGCACCAGAAGCUCAUCGACGACUUCGCGGAGGCGGAGAUCACGGGGAUGCCAAAGUACAAAAUCAACCCGGUCAUCCUCUUCCUCGACGUGGAGGACGUGGCCCGCAUGGGCUACCCCCGCAUCAUGUCCACGGAGCAGUACAGCCACCUCAAGACGAAGCGGCUGCUGGACAUCUUCGCCGACGCCAAGCUCGUGGGGACGCCCGUGACAAACCACAUGGGGAUCCGCACGGGCCGCAGCCGAACCGUGACCCUCACCUACGAGCCGCUAAGCACCGUCGUGAAGGUGAUGACCGUCUCCACCCUCGUUGGCAGCCUCGGUGUCUCGGCUGUCUUUUUGACGAAGCUCGGCGGCGGCCUCUUUGACGCCCACCUCUACCUGUACCAGCAGCUCCUCGAGGGCAUCAAGUUCUGCGAGCGCACCGCCGCGAAGACGCUCUUUAGCCGCUUUCGCACCGUCAACGUCCGCCUGCUGGAGCAAAGCCUGCCGCGCGCGUACUCCAGCGCCCCGGCAGACGAGCGGCAGGCGAUGGAGCGGCACCUCAAGUUUCUGCGGGAGUCAAGCGACGGUCGGGUCGAGGGGGCCGUCGCGAUUCCCGUGCCGGCGGAGGAUGGAGGGCUGGAGAAGCGCCACCGCCAGCACAAGCGGCGCCUCUCCCCGCACUACCGCAGGCAGAUGCACUCCCCGCACUCAACCGUGAACGACAGCGUGAGCGGGCAACACUCGGUGGGGUCAAACAGCAGCCAGAUGGUCGUCUUCCGCGGCAGCGAGAGCGGCGGGGAGCGCAAGUUCAGUGAUCUCGUCUACGAGGAGGACGAGGAGACGUCCAACGACGAGGAAGGGGCGUCCACGUCGAUCCUUGGGCUCUCCUAUCACAGCGCCUCGGACAUCAGCGUCACCAGCAUUGCCCACCUGCAGGGGAUGGCCCCGGACGACUCCUUCGUCGACGGGGAGGCGGGGGGCUCCCCGCCGCGGCGCCCCAACGCCGCCGUCGCCGCCUCCCCGAACGAAAGCGUGGAGUUGGGCGCGGAGCGGGCGACGGCGGCGGCGUCGCUCGCGCAGGCGCCAGCGCCGCACGGCUCCCAGGAACCCUCCUCGCCGAUGCUCACGGAGGUGGCGGAGGGCGAGACGCUUUGCCCGUCGUCGGCGACGACGACGGUGGAGCGGCUGGCCGUGGGGCCCUCCAGCACUACUUCCGCCGCCCAAGACGGCGCGGAGGGCGGCGCGGCGGAGACGUCACAGCCGAACCUGCAGCAGCAGCAGCAGCAGGAGGAGGACAGGGACGAGGAGCAGCGCCACCAGCAGCAGCUUCGCGAGGUGCUCAAGGACAACGAGGCGGACGUGUACUUUGGACCCUCCCUGCACGACAUCUACGUGCGCUCGUGCGACAUGCAGCGGUGCAAGCCGAACAGCUACCUGCUGAAGAAGCUGCCGACCGAUCCGCGUUUCACCAACGGCGUGCGCGAGUUGGACCUCAGCUCCAACUACUUGGGCCGAGGCGGGUUUGUCGCGCUGCUGGGUCUCUUGGAGCACCUCCCACGGCUGCGGGCGGUGUACUUCAACGACAUGUCACUCGACAACGUGGACGCCGAGAACCUCUGCGAGGUGCUCGCCGGCAACAAGAGCGUGCGGGAGGUGUACCUCCGCAAUAACAGCAAGAUUACGCUCCCCGCGACGCGCUUCUUCACGCGGCUGCUGCGGGGGAACGCCAACAUCGUGGUGUUAGACCUGGAGGGGACGCGGCUGGGGCACACCGUCGUCAAGAAGCUGGAGGAGGAUGCGAGGAAGAACGCCGCAAAGCGUGGGGCGGAUCAGGCGUGA
Messenger RNA from Trypanosoma conorhini, 2682 nucleotides. RefSeq lists its product as uncharacterized. Bases 1 to 2682 code for a protein of 893 amino acids. The record is from RefSeq and is a predicted model, not a curated record. The transcript has a single exon. Lineage: Eukaryota; Euglenozoa; Kinetoplastea; Trypanosomatida; Trypanosomatidae.